Hydractinia symbiolongicarpus is the source of this 2601-nucleotide messenger RNA. RefSeq names its product testis-expressed protein 30-like. The transcript is spliced from 4 exons. Lineage: Eukaryota; Metazoa; Cnidaria; Hydrozoa; Anthoathecata; Hydractiniidae. The coding region runs from base 279 to 944 and encodes 221 amino acids. The record is from RefSeq and is a predicted model, not a curated record.
CAAAGCAGGAAUAAUGCGGCAGGCAGGAGAAGAAACUGGGGGAUAACAUGAUGAGUGCAUCACACAAUACAAGCGCAACUGGGCCGGCGGAUAAUUUGAUUCUAGUGGUUCGAUUUGCUUUAUUCCAAAAUCAUAUUCACCAUUAUUAUUAGAUUUUUGCUUGGUUGGUUUCUAAAAGUACGCGGGGGUGACGAAAACGAAAAGCUACUUUUGCCCGACUUUUGUCCACUUUUAUUUGGAACAGCGGGAGCUAGCGACGGGACUUGUUUGUUUAUAAAAUGGAAGAGAAUUUGGAGAUUGUUGUGGGAGAUAAACAGCUACAUGGCAUUCUUACAAAGCCAAAUCAAUUCAGCAGUUGGAGCAAAUAUGCAGUUAUUAUCACCCAUGGUGCAGGAGGAGAUAUAAACAAUACCCAUUUAAUACGUAUAACAGAAAAAUUGGUAUAUUAUGGCUUUAUAGUCCUGCGAUUUACCUGUAAACCACCAAAUUUUCAAUUUAGAGUCAAAUGUUAUAGAGCUGUUUUGGAAUACUGCAAGGAAAAUGUUGAUGUUACUGGAUGUAUUCUUGCAGGAAGAUCAAUGGGAGGUCGUGUAGCUGCAGAAGUUGCUUCAUCCUGUUUAAACCUGGCAAGCUUUAUUUACGGUGUUGCAUGCAUUUCGUAUCCAUUACAUCGACUAAAACAAUUUGCAGACUUACGAACCUCACACCUGUUACACCUAUCUGUACCAACUUUUAUUAUUAACGGGACAAAAGACAGCAUGUGUAAGAAAGAACUAAUGGAUCAACUAAUCCAGAAAAUGUCUUGUAGUGUGACCAUGCAUUGGGUGAAAGAGGCUGACCAUUCUCUAAAAUUAAAAGGAAAAUAUUCUGAAGAAAUCGUGGAAAAUAUGUGUGAUUGGUUUGCAACGUGGUGUCAACUGGUAUUCGCAGUUGAGAAAUCGUGAUCAAAAACAUUUUUUAACUCUUAGAAUCACACAUUAGUAUUUUUGAAAACAGAUAAUUUGUAAUUAUGUUUAUAAACACUGUCCUGCUGGUUGAAAGAAUGUUAAAAUUUUGAUUUGUACAAAUUUUCACGGUGUCUGAUUUCGCGGUGUCUGAUUUCGCAGAUUUCCUACAUUUUUGUGAUGAUUUGAUAGGAAUCUUCACAAUUUUAUUUCAUUUUAAUUUAUUGUAAAAACGGUUAGACAAUAAACAGUAAAAGAUAAAUUUUCGAAUUUUUGCAUGGAAUUUUAACUAGGAAUUUCGGAAAAAAUUUUUUUUUGAUAUUUUUUUGCCUAAAAGUAUUGUGUAUAUAUUUGAUCUUACGUUUUUGUACAUUUUUAAAAUUUUUAACAUGUCUAUUACUCCUUUUGUGGCAUCACUCUCUUUCUUUUAGGCUAAUUAAUUUUGGCAUGAAGUCUGUCUGCACAAAAUCAUGGAUAUGUCGAUUCACAAAAAUAAAUUUUUUCGAAGUUACUAGAUCAAACCCCAGCCGCUUAAUACCAGAGACUAAAAAGGUGUGAAUUGAUCUUCUUGUUCCGCGUUCGAGCUUUAAUGGAAGCGUUAAAUAUGCACUAGGACUCCCCCUCAAUUCGCAGGACCCAAUAGAAACCAAGCACUGAUUCGAGAAAGUCAUCUUCGCGAACUGUAUUUUUCCUUGAUAUCACGAAAAUUAGUCAGCUUAUGAUAUUGAUUUACGUGCUGAUCUCUAUUCCAUAUUUCUUCGCAGGUCAUUACGCUCCUAUUUUUUACGUGGAAAUCACCCUCGAAAGUAUUUUUUAUGACGUCAUAUUUUGACUGACUAGUAAAAAUGUUGAAAAAAUCGCACAUGGGAAUCGCAUAAUUAGAUGUAUCCAGGACAGUGAACUCAAUUAUUUGAAAAUAUGUUAAUGGCUGACUCAAAUAAAUGCUUAGUGGACUAUUCACGAAGUAUUUUGAAAAACUAACGUAACAAUUUGAACCAACCUCGUCCCAAGGACAUCUUUUAUCUUUUCUAACAUCGACCGAUUUGGUGAUAGACAAGCUAAUACGGGGUUGCCUUUAUAAGUACGAAUUUUAUUGUGUUUUUCUAAGAGCUAUACUAUUUGAUCGUUUUUAACCUGAUCGGGUAGAACUGAUAUUUUGCAGACCAUGAAUGCAAACAUUUGACGGCAAAAAAACUGUUUUAAAAAUAGUAUGGUUUUAUCUUACAAUUUGCCGUAAGAAAUUAUCCCAUAUUGAAAAUUAAGGCUAAAUUUUCAGACCAAACACAUAUUUCAACAUUUGUACCUAGGUAGGCGUGCUUGUUACAUGGCCUAUAAAAAAGUCCAGUUCUGUAAUUUUUAAGAGGAGUAAAAAAGUUCAUAUAUGUAUGUUAUACUGGCUAGCUGUUAUGGAAAGAAAAUACUUCCUGUUAAAGAGUCAUAAAAUUUACAGUCAAAAAAAAAAAAUAUUUCGCAACGUGGAAUUGUGUAGCUACCUUGAUGUAACUAAAAUUACACAUAAGUUUAUUUUCACGAAAUAUAAAUAUAUACAAAUAAUUUGCAAGUUUUUAUGGCCAGCAAUCCGUUGUCGCACGAUAAUAACAUUAUGAAAUACGUUCUGCGCGUAUGCCGAGUCAACAUUAAGUCAGAUGUCAUUUUU